ACCCGCCAGUACUUCGUACCCGCUGAACGUUAAAAAAGAUAUCGCGCAUAAAAAUGAAGUUGUUUGUGGCGUUUGUAUUCCUUGUGUGCUGUGCAGGUGUUUGCGGAGCGAUACGUUGCUACGAAUGUUCGUAUUCCGACGGCAAUUGCGCCGAUGAGUUCAGUUCCAGUGGUUUCACACCAGCAGAUAAUUGCGAAGUGUGCUCAAAAGUCAAAGGAGAGAUGAAUGGUAACCAGUUUGUAACUAGGUCAUGCGAAACAGAAUCCUCUUCUACCGGAUGCACAUCUGGCACGUAUCAAGAGGUCGAUGUCGACAUAUGUAUCUGUAACACAGACCUCUGUAACAGCGCACCCAGUAUCUCUGCAAGAUUUGCCAUCGUUGCGAUUUCUCUUGUCAUGUUUUUGAAAUCUCUGUAAACAUUUCUUCGUAGAGUGAUGUAUGGCACCAUGUAUUUUAGAGAUUUCUUUACAAUAAUUAACAGUAUGCCAUGAUUUUUUUCUUUGAAAUAGUUGACCCGGUGCCCUUAAUUUCUGUCAUUUCCUUAUACUAACACGUUUUAUUUCUGCUUUAUGACUUGUUUAUUAUGUACACGUAAACUAUUCUUAUAAAUCAUA
Molecule: messenger RNA, 614 nt
Organism: Dreissena polymorpha
Lineage: Eukaryota; Metazoa; Mollusca; Bivalvia; Myida; Dreissenidae
Product: U-scoloptoxin(05)-Cw1a-like
Exons: 3
Coding region: 54-416 (120 amino acids)
Biological process (GO): regulation of synaptic transmission, cholinergic; positive regulation of voltage-gated potassium channel activity; sleep
Source: RefSeq, a predicted model, not a curated record